Messenger RNA from Oenanthe melanoleuca, 9172 nucleotides. It is a transcript of the gene ADAMTS9, whose product is annotated as ADAM metallopeptidase with thrombospondin type 1 motif 9. Gene Ontology annotation, cellular component: extracellular matrix. The transcript has 40 exons. Lineage: Eukaryota; Metazoa; Chordata; Aves; Passeriformes; Muscicapidae. Gene Ontology annotation, molecular function: metalloendopeptidase activity; zinc ion binding. The record is from RefSeq and is a predicted model, not a curated record. Gene Ontology annotation, biological process: extracellular matrix organization; proteolysis. Bases 747 to 6566 code for a protein of 1939 amino acids.
UCCAACAGCCUUGGGAAAAAAAAAAAAAAAAAAAAAAAAAAAAAUGGAAAACGUUAAUUAUGUAAGAAAACUCUCCUCCCAGUAGUGACAAAAGUGACUCAUCCCACCAGGACCUGGCAGAGCAGGCAGCUGCCGGUGCCGCUCAGCCCGGGCUACUUUGGGAUUUUAAAACCUUUUGGAAGGAGCCGGCGGGGAGCGGGCGCCGGAGCCGGGCGUGCGGAGCCGUGUCUCGCCCGCUCCGUCCAGCUCCAGCGAUGGCUUUUCUUGACCAAAACCUGCGACUUCGGCGUCCGCCGGCAAUGAAAAAGAAAGUGACAUAUUGGAAGGAGUGGAGUGGGGGGGAGCGGAGGAGGGCGGGCUUUCUCCUGCUUGAUCUAUGGAGCACGCCCCUUUUUAAACUGAGUCCCGGCAGCUCUCGUCCAGCAGCCCGACGGGGGGAGAGGCGGAAAGCGAGGGAGAGCAGGCAGGCAGGCGGGCGGGCGGCUCCCCCGUCCCGGCCCGUCGGUCCCGGUCCCGGUCCCGGCCCGUCCGCCCCGCACCAUGCGCGGCCCCCCGCGCCCCGCGCGCCGCCCGCCCGCGCGCCCCUAACGCCGCCGGGGCUGCGCCUUCCCGCGGCAGCGCUCCGGGGGCCGGCAGGGGAGAAAGGAGAAGGGAAAAAAAAAAAUUAAAAGAGGGAAAGGGAGGAAAAAGGACGAGAAGGAGCGGAGGCGGGGAAGGCUGCUCCUCCGAGGACAGCGCGCAGCACCAUGCAGCUGGCGCCGCUGGCGCUGGCACUCACCACGCUCUUCAUCGACGGCUUGAGGACGGGAGCGAGGAGGCAGAAGCUGCACCCCAGGCAAGCCCAGCUGCUGGAGAAGCUCAGCGAGUACGAGAUCGUGACUCCUACCCGAGUGAAUGAGUUCGGUGAGCCCUUCCCCACCGAUGUCCACUUCAGGCGGCGCCGGCGGAGCACCAGUGCCGCCCCCGACGCCUGGACGGCGGCCGCCGCCGCCUCCCCGAAGGCACACUACAGGCUGUCCGCCUUCGGGCAGCAGUUCCUCUUCAACCUGACGGCCAGCUCGGCCUUCAUCGCCCCGCUCUUCACCGUCAGCCUCCUGGGAGAGCCCGCCGCGGAGCAGCGGCGCCUCUACGCCGAGGCGGCCGACGCCGACGUGAAGCACUGCUUCUACCGGGGGCACGUCAACGCCCGGCCUCGGCUCACCGCCGUUAUCAGCCUCUGCUCCGGGAUGCUAGGCACAUUCAAGUCUGAUGAUGGGGACUAUUUUGUAGAGCCACUCCUAUCGCUUGAGGAACAGGAGUAUGAAGAAGAGCACAAUAAACCACAUCUUGUCUACCGACACCGGACACCUCCAACCAACUCUUCAGGGGACAGGCAGACUUGCAAUACUCCAGAUCAUGACCACAGUCACAAAAAGAACAAGCGGAAACACUGGAGAAGGCAGUGGGCAGACAGCAGCAUAUUAUCUGACGUGGAGAUGUUGAAACACAGCCUGGAAGUGAAUUCUUUUUCUGGGGACAGCAACAAAACAGGGACCAUUGGUGAAAAGAAGAGCCACAAGCGAACGAAGCGGUUCCUGUCCUACCCACGUUUUGUGGAGGUGAUGGUGGUGGCUGACAGCAGGAUGGUCGCCUACCAUGGAGCCAACCUACAGCACUAUGUCUUAACCCUGAUGUCAAUAGUGGCUUCUAUCUACAAAGACCCAAGCAUUGGAAAUUUAAUUAAUAUUGUUAUUGUGAAAUUGGUCGUGAUACAUAAUGAGCAGGAUGGACCUGCAAUAUCUUACAAUGCCCAGACAACAUUAAAAAACUUCUGCCAAUGGCAGCAGUCCCAAAACCACCCAGAGGGAAGUCACCUUCGGCAUGAUACAGCCGUGCUUGUUACCAGACAGGAUAUUUGUAGAGCGCACGACAAAUGUGAUACUCUGGGUCUGGCAGAGCUGGGCACAGUCUGUGACCCAUACAGGAGCUGUUCCAUUAGUGAAGAUAAUGGACUGAGCACUGCUUUCACAAUAGCACAUGAACUUGGCCAUGUAUUUAACAUGCCACAUGAUGACAAUCACAAGUGCAAGGAAGAUGGAGGUAAAAAUCAACAGCAUGUCAUGGCACCAACACUGAACUUCUAUACCAAUCCCUGGAUGUGGUCAAAAUGCAGUAGGAAAUACAUCACUGAAUUUCUGGACACUGGUUAUGGGGAGUGUUUGCUUGAUGAACCUUCAUCAAGAACUUACACAUUGCCUCAGCAGCUCCCAGGGCUGAUUUAUGACGUCAACAAACAAUGUGAGUUGAUUUUUGGACCCGGAUCCCAAGUGUGCCCCUAUAUGCAGAUGCAGUGUCGGCGACUUUGGUGUAUCAACGUUGAUGGUGCUCACAAGGGAUGUCGAACCCAACACACACCUUGGGCUGAUGGGACAGAAUGUGAGCCUGGAAAGCACUGCAGGUUUGGGAUGUGUGUGCCCAAGGAGCGAGAGGCGCCGGUGACAGACGGAGCCUGGGGCACCUGGAGCCCCUUCGGGACCUGCUCCAGGAGCUGCGGCGGCGGCAUAAAGACGGCGAUUCGAGAGUGCAACAGGCCCGAACCCAAAAACGGUGGGAAAUACUGCGUGGGACGUCGCAUGAAGUUUAAAUCCUGCAACACGGAGCCGUGCUCAAAGCUGAAGAAGGAUUUCCGGGAUGAGCAGUGUGCCGAGUUCGAUGGGAAGCACUUCAACAUCAACGGGCUGCCCACCAACGUGCGCUGGGUUCCCAAGUACAGCGGCAUCCUGAUGAAGGAUCGGUGCAAGCUGUUCUGCCGGGUGGCGGGGAGCACAGCCUACUACCAGCUGCGGGACCGCGUCAUCGACGGCACGCCCUGCGGCCCCGACACCGACGACAUCUGCGUGCAGGGCCUCUGCCGGCAAGCUGGAUGUGAUCAUGUGCUGAAUUCAAAAGCAAGAAGAGAUAAAUGUGGUGUUUGUGGUGGGGAUAAUUCUUCAUGCAAAACUGUUGCAGGCACAUUUAACACGGUGCAUUAUGGUUAUAACAUUGUGGUUCGCAUCCCAGCUGGUGCCACUAAUAUUGAUGUGCGUCAGCACAGUUACUCAGGGAAACCAGAGGAUGACAACUACCUGGUUCUUGUUUUUUGCACCUAUGCAGCCUUAUCUAACAGUCAAGGAGACUUUAUAUUAAAUGGAGACUUUGUCGUCAGUAUGUUUAAAAGGGAAAUCAAAGUUGGGAAUGCUGUGAUCGAAUACAGCGGCUCCGAUAAUACUAUUGAAAGGAUUAAUUCCACAGAUCGGAUUGAGCAAGAGAUAACACUUCAGGUUUUAUCAGUGGGCAAUUUGUACAAUCCUGACGUUCGUUACACAUUCAAUAUCCCUAUUGAGGACAAGCCUCAGCAGUUUUACUGGAAUGAGCAUGGCCCAUGGCAGCCCUGCAGUAAGCUCUGCCAAGGAGAACGAAAAAGGAAGCCUGUGUGUAAGAGAGAGUCAGAUCAGCUCACAGUGUCGGACCAGCGAUGCGAUCGAAUUCCGCAGCCUGACCCCACCACCGAGCCUUGUAACACAGAGUGUGAAUUAAGGUGGCACGUGGCGAGGAAGAGCGAGUGCACGGCGCAGUGCGGGCUGGGCUACCGCACCCUGGAGAUCUACUGCUCCAAGUACAGCCGGCUGGAGGGCAAGACUGAGAAGGUGGACGACCGCUUCUGCAGCAGCCAGGCCAAGCCCAGCACCAGGGAGAAGUGCACUGGAGACUGUAACGUGGGAGGAUGGCGGUACUCAGCCUGGACUGAGUGCUCCAAGAGCUGCGGCGGGGGCACGCGGCGGCGCCGAGCCAUGUGUGUCAGCACCUACAACGACGUCCUGGACGACAGCAAGUGCAGCCAGCAGGAGAAGCUGACGGUGCAGCGCUGCAGUGACUUCUCCUGCCCACAGUGGAAAACCGGUGACUGGUCCGAGUGCUUGGUCACCUGUGGAAAAGGGCACAAGCACCGCCAGACGUGGUGCCAGUUUGGAGAAGAUCGAUUGAACGACAGGUUUUGCGACCCCAAGACGAAGCCGGAGUCGGUGCAGAUGUGCCAGCAGCAGGAGUGUGCCUCGUGGCAAGUGGGGCCGUGGGGCCAGUGCACUGUGACUUGUGGCCAAGGCUACCAGAUGAGAGCAGUGAAGUGUGUUGUGGGCACCUACAUGUCAGUGGUGGAUGAUAAUGAGUGUAACGCUGCAACCAGGCCUACAGAUACCCAGGACUGUGAAAUAGCAGUAUGUCCUUCCCAUCCAAAUAGUCCUGAAGCCAAGAGAGCCGUAUCAGGCAUUCACAGGACACAGUGGAGAUUUGGAUCCUGGACACCGUGCUCCGCAACGUGUGGGAAGGGAACACGGAUGAGAUACGUCAGCUGCCGGGAUGAGCAGGGCUCUGUGGCCGAUGAGUCAGCUUGUUUCCACCUUCCAAAGCCAUCAGCCACAGAAAUGUGCACCGUGACACCCUGCGGCCAGUGGAAGGCCUUGGAGUGGAGCUCUUGCUCGGUGACUUGUGGUCAAGGUAAGGCAACGCGACAAGUGAUCUGCAUCAAUUACAGUGACCAGCUGGUGGAUAGGAGCGAGUGUGACCCAGAGGACCUCCCUGCCACCGAGCAAGACUGCUCCAUGUCUCCUUGUCAUCCAAACAGCCACGACUACGGCAGGCCCAUCCCCCCUUUCCUCUAUCCGGAUCAUCGCCUCAAGCCGCACCCUGGGGGCGGCCCGAACCGAAACCGUGCACAUACACCAGGAGGCAAUCAGUGGAGGAUUGGCCCCUGGGGUGCUUGCUCUAGCACAUGUGCAGGGGGGUUCCAGCGGCGGGUCGUGGUGUGCCAGGAUGAGAACGGAUACACCGCCAAUAACUGCGAUGAGAAAAGCAAACCCGUGGAGCAGAGAUCGUGCGAGUCUGGGCCCUGCCCUCAGUGGGUCUACGGCAACUGGGGAGAGUGCACAAAGCCAUGUGGAGCAGGGACAAGGACACGGCUGGUGGUGUGCCAACGCCCUAAUGGAGAAAGGUUUACAGAUCUGAGCUGUGAAAUCCUUGACAAGCCACCAGACAGAGAGCAGUGCAAUGUGCAGGACUGUCCUAGAGAUGCUGCCUGGAGUGCUGGUCCUUGGAGCCCGUGUUCUGUCUCCUGUGGAAGGGGCCAAAAGCACCGCAGUGUGUACUGUUUGUCAAAGGAAGGGAGGCAUGUAGAAGAAGAGAAUUGUAAACACCUUGCUAAGCCCAACGUGCAAAAGAAAUGCAGAGGGGGCAGAUGUCCGAAGUGGAAAGCAGGAGAUUGGGGCCAGUGCUCCGUGUCCUGCGGCCGGGGCGUGCAGCGCCGCUCGGUGCAGUGCCGCAGCGGCGGCCCCGCGGCAGCCCCGCAGCCCGAGUGCGACCCGGCCGGCCGGCCGCCGCCGCAGCGCCCCUGCCAGCUGCGCCCGUGCCCCGCGCCGCGCUGGGCAGCCGCCGAGUGGCAGCCGUGCACCAAGACGUGCGGGGAGGGGUCCCGGUUCCGCAAGGUGUUGUGUGUGGAUGAGAAGGAGCAGCUGCAGAGCAGCAGCUACUGCGACCCCAGCAAGCGCCCCCCCGAGGUGGAGAGCUGCGGGCUGCCCCCCUGCGAGUACAUCUGGAUCACGGGAGAGUGGUCAGAGUGCUCGGUCACGUGCGGCAAGGGCUACAGGCAGCGCCUCGUGUCCUGCAGUGAGAUUUACACUGGGAAGGACCACUAUGAAUAUGGCUACCAGAACAUGGUCAACUGUCCUGGCACACAGCCCCCCAACAUCCAGCCCUGCUACCUCGGAGAGUGCCCCAUCUCGGCCUCCUGGCGCGUCGGCAACUGGGGAAGCUGCUCUGUCACCUGUGGAGUUGGGGUCAUGCACCGCUCAGUGCAGUGCUUGACCAAUGAUGACCAGGUCAGCAGCUUGUGCCAUGUGGACCUGAAACCUGAGGAGAGGAGGACAUGCCACAAUGUCCAUGACUGUGAAUUACCAAGGAGUUGCAAAGACGUUAAAAAUCUUGGAGGUGUCACUGAAGAUGGUGAAUAUUUCCUGCAAGUCAAAGGAAAGACAUUAAAGGUGUAUUGCUCUGGCAUGCAGACUGACAGCCCAAAGGAGUAUGUGACCCUUGUAAACGGGGAUGCAGAGAAUUUUUCAGAGGUGUAUGGAUACAGAUUGCAUAACCCGACCGAGUGUCCGUAUAACGGGAGCAGACGAGAAGACUGCCAGUGUAGGAAAGAUUACACAGCAGCUGGGUUUUCCACCUUCAGCAAAGUAAGGCUGGACCUGAACACUAUGCAAAUAAUAACAACUGAUUUACAGUUUGCACAGACACAUGAUGGACGACCUGUUCCUUAUGCCACUGCUGGGGACUGCUACAGUGCUGCCAAAUGCCCGCAGGGUCGCUUCAGCAUAGACCUGUACGGGACAGGCCUGUCCCUGGUGGGAACAGCCAAGUGGCUCUCACAAGGGAAUUACGCCGUGUCGGAAAUUCAGAAAUCCCCAGAUGGUACCAAAGUAGUAGGAAGAUGUGGUGGUUACUGUGGGAAGUGCACUCCAUCAUCUGGAACAGGCCUGGACAUUCAGGUGUUAUAGCAAUGGUUCUCUGGGAGCAGCCAAGGGAGAUGAGAGAUGGAUGAAGGAUAGUGAUGCAAUACCUCUGCCUUCCACUUUUAUAUCUGUGUAUAUGUGUAUAUAGAUUGCAUAUUCCUAAUGUACAGUAUAAUAUUUAUGUUUGGGUUUAUUUAUUUUGAUUUAAUAUUUUUGUACGUAAAAUCAUUAUAUUAAGGCUGCUUUUACUAUUUUUAUUUUUUAUUGUUAAAUCCUGCAGUCAAACCACUGCAUUUUGCAUACUCUACAUUAUAUGUAGCAUUAUGACAAGUGAUACUUUAUUGUCACUGUGUUCAGUUGUUUACUUUCAGUCAGUAAUUUUCCUUCAGUUAUGGGCUGCUUUGGCCCUCCACGGUGCUACACAAUCUGCAUAGGGGUAUUUUUGGCAUUUCAAUCUGUCUUUAUGCAAGGAAAUUAGACAAGAUGUGCUUAAAUUUUUAUUUUAAGGGAUUAGGCUGACAACACUCAAGGAAAACAUGACAAUGAAUACUGUGCUAGUUGCAUCAGCAAUCUUUAUCUUUUAGGUGUGUUUUGAAUUUCACAUGACCUCUGUGGCCAGUGCUGAAAGCACUGGUUUGGUGCUAACAUGGUAUUUAUUAAUGCUCUGUAGUUUUAGUUAAUCCAGUGCCUUUAUCAUUGAAGAAGGGGAUAAAGCAGAAAAAUUGUCAGGCAAUUCAAAUCAAUCAAGAUCUACCCUGGGUUUCGGAAAAUUCCUGCAGAUGGAUCUUCAACUCAAGCCCCCUUUUUUAGGGCUCUGAAGUGAACUCACUUUUAAAAAAAAACAUAUCUUUGUCUCCUAAUUGCAUGUGCCACUGUGCUUCCUGACUCCAUCUGGAAGCAGGGUAUUAACUCAUCCCAGACAGGCUGAUCAGGCCAUAUGUUUCCCUGGGCUAUGUGCUCAGAAGAGAUGUAGUUUCUUACAGACUUUGUUACAAAAUCCUAGCGUGAAGCUGAAAGCAUCCCUGUGGUGCUCCCUCCCCAUGGGGCUGGUGAGGCUGUGGGGACAGCACACCCAGGGAUGGGGACAGCACACCCCGGGAUGGGGACAGCACACCCAGGGAUGGGGACAGCACGCCCCGGGAUGGGGACAGCACGCCCAGCCAAGCCACCCCUGUUCUUGGCCAGGGUACUCCCCUGCAGGCACUUGCAGCAUUUCCCCAGCUUCCUACUCACUCCCAGACCAUCUGCAAAGGGAGGCUUCACUGCCUCCUUUCAACAAGAUCACUCUGUACCUACAGAUGAUUCUGCCCCCCCUUCAAAAGCAAGCUGCUUUACGCCUACUCCUGUGUUGCUUCGGAUCUUCCUGGUAAGGCAUCUGUGCUCCUUGCCUCUCCUCAUUCCCAUGUACAGCCACACAUUUGCUGUUGGCUUUUUUUUAAUCAAACUGAGGAGCCAUGUCCCUCAGGUGUGGUGGCUCCUGCCUGUACAUAGCCCUGUGCCUGUGGCAUGCCACGCUUUCACAGAGCUUUGUAGCACAUGGAACAGGGGUGAUGUGACCAGGCUGUUGGUGUAGUCUAUGACUAUGUCCCUUAUCUCCUUCUCCACGACUUUACUUAGUGAUAGGAAGAUGCUGCCCUUUCACCUUAUGUGUCAAGGCAGCCAGGAGCACAAAGUACAAGGAAAGGAAGCUUUUCAGCACAAAAUUACCAGCAGUUUGGAAAACCAAAGAGGCUUAUCUGCUACUCCAGAUAACUCUUUCCAUUUUGGAUUCAAGCAGUUACCAAACACAACCUCGGGAUCAUGUGUGAGUCUUUUACAGAGUUCCCCAAAGGAUGUGUAAUCAGUGUGUUACAAAACAGUCGGAUCAAUGGUGAUAAACGAUCUGAUCCCUGGAUUGUGUGUGCUGGGCUGUGUUCAGCCUUUGGAGUGAAACCUGUCAGCCUGACAAUCAGGGAUUGACACAUUCCUGUCAGCUGGGAGACAUCUCACAGGCUAGCAGGGCUGUAGAACUGGUGAAGGAAAGAAGAAAAAGGGAAAGAGAAAGAGAAAAAAGGGAAAGAUGAAAAGAGCAAUAAUGGAAUAGUGAUUUUCUAAUGAUAAAUGCUUAUGUAUCAAUUCUGUAGGGGAAAAGGGAAAAUUGCACUAUGGACUUUAGAAAGAAAUAAUGAUGCUUUACCACUGUAAAUGAAGUGAAUGGCUAUUUAUAAAAAGAAAUACUAUUUUGACCUGUGCACAUUCAUUUCUACCAUAUAGUUUCAGAGCAGCUAUUAACAGAGCUAGCAGAACCUAAAAAAAUAUGAAAUAAACUAUAAGGGAAAAAAUGACAGUACUGAUCCUGACAUUCCUUAACAGUCAUCAUUAGAUAGAGCAGAUUUUGAGGAUCAGAGAUAAUAGACAUUUCUUGUUCAGGAAAGAACUCUGGGUUUUGUAUAUCAAUGCCAUUAUUUUUCUACAAACUGGGGUAUUUUUUUGCAAGCACUUUCCUGUACAAUGUUUCUUUUCUUUCUGCUUAUACUCAAAAGGAAAUGAGAAUACCUGUAUGACGUGUCUGUAUGGUCUUGCUGCAUUUGCCAUCAUAUCUCAAUACCUGUGUGCUACUAUAGAGGCAAAAUACUUUGUACACAAGGGAAUAAUACAUUGAAUGAUAAACA